CGUGACCGCAAACGGAAGCCGGGCAGGUUGUUGACACGUUGCCUAGCAACCGUGAGGCGUCCCUGGAAGCGUGUUGGUGUUAGCGACAAAGUGAGGCAGUGUCCCGCCCUCCCAGCCAGACCCCACGUAGGAGCCUCCAUAGGCAACAGCCGGGGGUGCCUGGGGAGAUGGUGGCAGAGAAAGAUGGUUCGAGCCCCCCGAAACUCACUGGAGAGAGACCCUCACAACAACAGCAGCCACUGGGGCAGCCGAGGAGAACCAAGCAGCAGGUCACCGAUGGAUUCACUGUUAAAGCCAUGAUGAGAAACACUGUGGUAAGAGGACCCCCAGUUGCAGGAGCAUUUAAAGAAAGACCAACAAAGCCUACAGCAUUUCGCAAGUUUUAUGAGCGAGGAGACUUCCCAAUUGCCCUUGAGCAUGAUACAAGAGGAAAUAAAAUAGCCUGGAAGGUGGAGAUUGAGAAACUGGACUAUCAUCACUAUCUGCCUCUCUUUUUUGAUGGGCUUUGUGAAAUGACAUUUCCCUAUGAGUUUUUUGCUCGGCAAGGAAUCCAUGACAUGCUGGAACAUGGGGGAAACAAGAUUCUUCCAGUCAUUCCUCAGCUCAUUAUCCCAAUAAAAAAUGCAUUGAACCUUCGUAACCGACAGGUCAUCUGCAUCACGCUCAAAGUCCUCCAGCACCUGGUAGUGUCAGCUGACAUGGUGGGGGAAGCCUUGGUGCCCUAUUAUCGUCAAAUCCUCCCCAUCCUAAACAUCUUUAAGAAUAUGAAUGUGAAUUCAGGAGACGGUAUUGACUACAGCCAGCAGAAGCGUGAAAAUAUUGGAGAUUUGAUUCAAGAGACACUGGAAGCCUUUGAGCGCUAUGGUGGAGAAGACGCUUAUAUAAACAUUAAAUACAUGGUCCCUACCUAUCAAUCGUGCUUGUUAAACUAACAGAUAAGACAGUUGUGUCAACAGGGAUGAUUCCAUUUGUAUUCUCAAAGGCUAUAUCCAAUUCUGGAUAAUAUCUUGUUAUUCGUGCUUUCUUCCUCUACAGCUGCUAAAGUAGUGGCUUCUGGACCAUUAAACUGCUAGCACUAUUGUGAACAAGUCUUUCCAAUACAUAAAUAGUGCCUGUUCCUUAGAUUACAA
Molecule: messenger RNA, 1130 nt
Organism: Mauremys reevesii (Reeves's turtle)
Lineage: Eukaryota; Metazoa; Chordata; Testudines; Geoemydidae
Gene: PACRG
Product: parkin coregulated
Exons: 6
Coding region: 168-932 (254 amino acids)
Cellular component (GO): cytosol; neuron projection; vesicle
Molecular function (GO): Hsp90 protein binding; Hsp70 protein binding
Source: RefSeq, a predicted model, not a curated record